Molecule: messenger RNA, 3005 nt
Organism: Carassius gibelio (silver crucian carp)
Lineage: Eukaryota; Metazoa; Chordata; Actinopteri; Cypriniformes; Cyprinidae
Gene: castor2
Product: cytosolic arginine sensor for mTORC1 subunit 2
Exons: 9
Coding region: 346-1335 (329 amino acids)
Biological process (GO): negative regulation of TORC1 signaling; cellular response to L-arginine
Cellular component (GO): cytosol
Source: RefSeq, a predicted model, not a curated record
CCCUUUAUUUGAGUGACAGGUUGUUUGUUUCACUGUUACCAGCUGCUGGCCCAUUCCAAUCCUUGUCGGAGUGGAAACACGGGGGCCGACAGUCCUCUUUUUUUCUCCCUUCCCGUUUACCUCGUUGUGCUUUCUUUUAUUUCACCCCGCUUUACUCUCUUUCUCUCUUUACCCCGGCAGACAACUUUUCCUUUUCUCUCCGCUCCUUUCCGCUCUGUUUGAAGGUUUUAAAGCCCCGUCCAUAAGCUCUAGUUAUUUAUUUAUUUAUUCUUUCUUGUUUUAUCAAAACGGAAUAGGCAGUUAUAUCUUUUUUUUAGAUGUACCACAAAUGAGAAGACGCAAAAGAUGGAGCUGCACAUUUUAGAGCACAGUUUAAAAGUAGCAAGUAUAGCGAAAGAGGGCAUCCAGGUUUGCACUCAUGGAUUAAUCAAACUAGCUUUUCUGCCAUCUAAAACAAGAUGUAAGUUCUUUAGUUUAACUGAAACUCCAGAGGAUUACACCAUUAUCGUGGAUGAAGAUGGCUUUAAAGAGCUGCCGGAGUCUGAGUAUCUCAGUGUUGCCGAUGCAACGUGGUUGGCUCUUAAUGUGGUGUCCGGGGGCGGAAGUGCUACCAGCUCUCAACCAAUCGGAGUAACAAAAAUCGCAAAAUCAGUCAUCGCCCCACUGGCAGACCAUAAUAUCUCAGUGUUCAUGCUGUCUACAUACCAGACUGAUUUUAUAUUGGUUCGAGAGCGGGAUCUGCCCAUGGUCAUGCACACGCUGUCUUCAGAAUUCACUCUCCUGAGGGUUGUCAACGGAGAAACAGUUGCUGUCAACAGUACCGGGGUCACCAAUGGUUUUGUCAAGCCUGAACUGGUUCCUCGUCCGAUCAUUCAUCCACUCUCCAGCCCCAGUAACAUGUUCUGCGUUACCAGCCUGGACCCCGACACGCUGCCCUCGGUGGCCACACUGCUCAUGGACGUCAUGUUCUACUCUGGAGGAGCAAAAGAGACUGGGGGGCAGAGUGAGGAUUCUGGACACAUUCGCUUUUUCUCCUUCUCGCUGAUCGAGGGCUACAUCUCUCUAGUUAUGGAUGAGCAAACCACUCGGAGGUUUCCAAACAAUGUCCUCUUCACUAGUGCUUCAGGAGAGCUUUGGAAAAUGGUCCGCAUCGGAGGACAACCCUUAGGGUUUGAUGAAUGUGGCAUUGUGGCUCAGAUAUCUGAACCGCUGGCGACCGCUGACAUUCCAGCCUACUAUAUCAGUACCUUCAAGUUCGAUCACGCUCUGGUGCCUGAGGAGAACAUCCAGAGUGUGAUCGGAGCCUUGAGGACCAAUGAGAGCACAGGACAAUGAGACUCUACGAUUGCCUAGGCGUCCCGCGUCCCAGAAAACAUUUCGAUUUCUUAUGUCAAACUCUUAAAAGUGCCAAGAGCUUACUUGAGGACUGCUUCUGGGAGGAGGAUCUGACAGAAGGGGAAUGAAUAAGUGUGGGGGGGGGCUCUAAUCUUGCAGUCAGUAUUAGAAGCAACAGCAUCACUUCCUGUCCAUUUCUUGCAAAAAAGAAAACCCUUAUCCCCACCCAACUCUACAGGGAGCCUGCAGUGGUGUGGAACCAGUGUUUUUCUUCUGUUCUCUUCUUUCUCCCCCACCCCUCUUCCUCUUAUCCACUCGUCCUCCGCACAUCAUUUUACCAUGGCAACAGCGCCUGGACUUUCGCUACCAAUUCUUAAGACAUUGCAAAUAACCAUUAUGUAUUAGUGGCAGGUCCUCCUCCUUGAGGACACAGAAUGUACUCCAAUGUUUCUUGAGAUUUUUUUUUUUUACUUUUUCCUGCCCCACUUUUUGUUUUCCUUUGCAGUGCCAAGACAUGGGGCAUAAACAGGCUCCUUGUCUAAAAACGUGAUGUUUUUGGGAUGCAAUUUGAUGGUUCAGGGUUGUUUUUGUUUUUAUUUCGGCAACAUGGUCCAGUCACAAGUUCAGUCUUUGAAAGAAGCUUUUCACGUUUUUGUUUAGAGCUUUUGUUUCUUUCCCCUCACCUUAAUCCUAGAUUCAUUUUCAAUGCCAAGAGGCUGGGUAAUGAAUUAGUUGUUGUUGUUGUUGUUUUUGCCUUUAGAGUACAAUCAAUGGUUUUUCUGUCCACUCGAGCCGAGUUAGCAGUGAAAGGAGUUACACAGAGAUUGGAAUCAAGGAUUCAGGUGAGGUGAAACCAUUUUUGUUCACACACACUUGUUAAGGGUAUAUACACAGACACGUACAUGAAUCGUGCAGUUUACUGUAUUUUGAUUUUAAAAUCGUUCCAAUGAGGACGUCGCUUUUUAUUACCGCCCUAGAGCCGUCACACGUUUGUGAUCGGAUGAAAUGUCUCUAGUCUUCACCACUACUCGCUCUUUCGAAUGUUUUGCAAAGCUGUCUCUUCAUUCACAGAGGAACUGUUAGGGGAAACCUGUCAUUUGUUGAAUGUUAGUUAAGGUCAGCUGUCGCAGACACUGAUGUUAGUUUAGGCCUACAAGCUCCCCUUGUCUGCACUUUAUUAAGGUCUAUCUUACAGAUCUUACUCUUCUGAUGUGAAAUACCGGGGAUGAGUUAUCAUCCCCUAUGAAGGAGUCUCUCUUUGAAGGGGUCACUUGUUGCUCUUUACACUAGUAUUGGUGUCUUUUUUCCGCAAGCUUUUCUUCUAUCAGCUUCUUAGCAGAAAUUUGCAGAAACCAUAUAUUUUUCAGUGUUAAGAAGGGGUGACCUGUUUGUUCAAUAUAUUUUUGAGCUUCGAUUUGAUUUUCAAUUAACUUUUUUUUUUUUAACUGUCUGAACCAUGUUUUCUUGAGCGUACAGUGGGGGUUUACACCAUGUGACUGCUAGACCAUGUGCCAAUUUGUUAUCUAGACAAGUUUAUGAAGAUAUUUAGUCAUAUUUGUGAUUUACAAAUGAUUUCUGUGGGAUGAUAUUUGAUGAAGCUACUUCUAACUACCCAUACAAAUGAUUGAUUUGGACAAAUUGUUGAUUAAACCAGCUUAGACACCAGAAAA